Colias croceus (clouded yellow) is the source of this 1943-nucleotide messenger RNA. It is a transcript of the gene Mettl14, whose product is annotated as N6-adenosine-methyltransferase non-catalytic subunit. The transcript is spliced from 7 exons. Gene Ontology annotation, molecular function: mRNA binding. Gene Ontology annotation, cellular component: nucleus; RNA N6-methyladenosine methyltransferase complex. The record is from RefSeq and is a predicted model, not a curated record. Lineage: Eukaryota; Metazoa; Arthropoda; Insecta; Lepidoptera; Pieridae. The coding region runs from base 95 to 1234 and encodes 379 amino acids.
UUGUUUACGAUUGUGUUCAUUAAUAAAACUUUCCUUGUGUGGACUAUAAAAAGUUAUUUUUGCACAUGAAAUGAUAAAGACAAACAAAUAGGUAAUGAGUGAAAAACUAAAAGAACUUCGUGAGAGAUCACAGAAGCGAAAGAAACUGCUUGCACAAACGCUUGGUGUAUCCAGUGUGAGUGAACUGAGACAUGCAUUGGGCGCAAGUUUAGACGUAUUGCCGAAGAAACAGGCGGUAUCCGGUUUCAGUGCUGAUGGAAAUGAGAAACCGAGUCCCAAGGAACAGGACAGUUUGGUGUAUACUGAUUCGUCUACGUUCUUAAAGGGAACACAAUCGUCAAACCCUCACAAUGACUACUGCCAGCACUUUGUGGACACUGGACAAAGGCCACAAAACUUCAUACGAGACGUGGGUCUUGCGGACAGGUUUGAGGAGUACCCUAAACUGCGGGAGCUGAUCAAGUUGAAGGAUGAGCUGAUCGCUCGUACUGCCGCACCGCCCAUGUAUCUUAAGUGUGAUCUCAAGACAUUUGAUCUCAAGACGAUGGGUGUGAAGUUUGACGUGAUUCUCGUGGAGCCGCCGCUCGGUGCAGGCUGGAGGUGGAAGGAUGUACUGGAUCUGGAGCUGCAUCACAUUGCGCAGCCAAGGUCGUUUGUGUUCCUGUGGUGUGGGAGCUCGGAAGGUUUAGACAUGGGGCGUGAAUGUUUAAAGAAGUGGGGCUUCAGACGGUGUGAAGAUAUCUGCUGGAUCAAAACAAACAUAAAAAAUCCAGGCCAUUCUAAGAAUUUAGAACACAAUGCAGUGUUUCAAAGAACUAAAGAGCAUUGUUUGAUGGGAAUAAAGGGAACAGUGCGGAGGUCAGUAGACGGUGACUUCAUUCAUGCAAAUGUAGAUAUUGACUUGAUCAUCUCAGAGGACCCAGAGUUUGGAAGCACAGAGAAGCCAAUUGAAAUAUUUCACAUUAUGGAACACUUCUGCUUGGGGAGGAGACGAGUGCACCUAUUCGGCCGCGACUCGACGAUCCGUCCGGGCUGGGUGACCAUGGGCCACGAGCUGACCAACUCGAACUUCAACGCGGAGCUGUACGCGGGCAACUUCGCGGAGGGGCGCGAGACCACGGGCUGCACCGAGCGCAUCGAGGCGCUGCGCCCCAAGAGCCCGCCCGCGGGCGGCAAGGGCGCGCGCCCCAGACCUAGGGCUGCGUUUAGGGCGCGGCCGCGGCUGCCCCGGUAGGAUAACAGCGCCCUCGCACACGUUUGGCGCCCUAGAUGCCUCCUAACUGCGUUCCUGUUGCAUACAUUUGGCGCCCUAGAUGAACACAUUUGGCGCCCUAGAUGCAUACAUUUGGCGCCCUAGGUGCAGCAUUUGGCGCCCUAGCUGCAGUCACAGUAUUCAAAUGCAGCUACGCCUGACGCCCUAGACGCAACGACCGGUAGCACUAGCUACAUUGACAUCUGGCACCAUAGCUGCGCUGUCGUCCCGUCUAUAGCUCCACACAAGCUCUGCGGCAUACAUUGCUGUUUACCCUCACCUCACCUUCUGAAGCACGGACAACAUCAACACUAUCACACAUACACAUCUAUAAUGUUCUAAGAAAACACUGACAAUGUAACAAAUGAUGUAAAAAGUUACAUAAUGCAGAUGUAAAAAUUGGCAAUCACUACGAGUUGAAAAUGGAAAAAUAUGAUGGCGCCGAUGUCUAUAACAUCCCAUAAAUAUUGUUACUCGUGAUAUCGUAAUACAUGAAGUUUUAUAAAAUUAAUUGAAUUGUAUUCCAUAUCGUUAAUUUUAAGCAAAAAUUAAUAUUAAAAUAUUGUUUUUCAAUUGAACCAAUAUAUUAUCUAUGUGCAAAUUGUUCGGAUGUUACGUUGUAUAUGUAAGGUUACUGCAAUUUACAUAAUGUACUGAUAUAAUGAUAAUGAAAUAAAUUACUUUGAUUUUA